AAAUGAUUGGGUUUUUACGUGAAUGACAUUAUUUUGGGUAACAAUACAGUAAGAGAGCCAUUAAAUCGUGAAUAUAUUGAUAUUGCAGUCAUUGUAAUAGCAUUGAAGUGUCAGUCAUUUAGUGAUCAUUAGUUGUGAUUAUAGUUGUGAUUAUAGUUGUGAUUAUAGUUGUGGUGAUUGAGUGCAAUGUCUUAUAGCAUGGAAUCAAUGGUGAGAUUCAAUGCCCAGACCACAGGCAGAGACAAACUGUUUCGUUUAUGUCAAUUCACUUCACUGCUAAGACUGGGCCGAUGUGUGGAUGUAUUGCACUCAUCGAUGCAAACGAUGCAUUUGCCGGACCCGACACUGAGAGUGACGCUCACACUGUCCCGCAUCGCCUCUUCACUAUACCUGUUGUGCGAUCACAUGCUAUGGUUGAGUAGUACCGGACUCUUCCCAUCCGUGCACUCAAAGCAAUGGUCUGAAUGGAGUAAUAAGUUUUGGUUGUAUUCGAUAGCAAUGAAUCUGGUCCGAGAUGUGUAUGAGAUAAGCAAUAUACUGAAAGCCAACAAUUAUGUCAACUCCCAAAAGCAUUACUUCGGGCACUCGUCUCGCAUUGAUGUGAUUCCACCCAAUAUUUUAAACCCAACUCAAGACCAAUACUUACAGAUAAUUGAAUGGAUUAUCAAACAUAAGAACGUAUGCAUCGAUACACUGAAGAAUUUUUGCGAUAUUUGGAUACCAAUGACAUCAUUAGGACACACAAGACUGUCGGCGCAAACCAUUGGCUUUUUAGGCCUAUUGUCGUCAUUAAUAGCGAUUUUGCAAGUUUUUGAUUACGCCUAUCGAUUGUCUCCCUCUUAG
Oppiella nova is the source of this 843-nucleotide messenger RNA. Lineage: Eukaryota; Metazoa; Arthropoda; Arachnida; Sarcoptiformes; Oppiidae. The record is from the annotation of a GenBank genome assembly.